This is a messenger RNA of Chara braunii, 2506 nucleotides long. NCBI's taxonomy places the organism in Eukaryota, Viridiplantae, Streptophyta, Charophyceae, Charales, Characeae. The record is from the annotation of a GenBank genome assembly.
GAGAGAGAGAGAGAGAGAGAGAGAGAGAGAGAGUGAGAGCACGUGGAAAAACAGACAGCUCUGCCUUCUGGGUUGUCCUGUUGUGAUCCUAUGGCGAAGUCAUAGAGAAGUGGAGGACUUGUGGGAUGAGCCGACUACUCAACAGGUGGUGGAGAUGAAGGCGGCUUGUGGUUUGACAGUGAAUAAGAGGAUUGCCAUCUCUUCAAAACGCAAAAGGUUGUCGGUUGAAGGUGGUUGGUUAUUCAUCCUGAAGUUUUUCCAGCCACACAUCAUGGGAUGCUCAUCCUUCAUCAGUCUCUGGUUAUGGAUCCCCCCCUCUCUCUCGUGCGUGUGGGCGUGAUGAAGUCGCAAACAGCUCUUUGAUUCCCUGAGUCUGAAAGUGAGCAUGUCGCCGAGUCUUAGUCAGGUUCUCUGGUUCGCUCUUUGGUUGACUGCAGUUCGAACUACCACUGAACUGGAAGUACAAAAUGUUGCAUGCCGUUAUGCACUCACCCUCUUUUGAAGCCCUGGUUGGUGGGGGAAGGGGGUGGUGGUUACCCUUGAUGCAGUGGACUUUGAAAACGGUUUGUUGGGAGCUGUGGACGUGAACACGAUGUCCAUAGACUCGGCGUAGAUUUGAUGGCUGAUUCUCUGACUGCAGAGCCCCACAUCGGAUGCCAUCGGUAGGUAGGCGUUCUGUGCCACUUGGCUUAUGGAUUGGAUGGACCUCUUCUGAGGCAUGGAGGGUGGACGGUAUGANCCCACAUCGGAUGCCAUCGGUAGGUAGGCGUUCUGUGCCACUUGGCUUAUGGAUUGGAUGGACCUCUUCUGAGGCAUGGAGGGUGGACGGUAUGAUCUCAGAUUAUGACGUCGAAGGACUAGUAAGGAGUUGCACAUUCUUUUGGUUGGGGGCAGACUUGGCGGAGUACAAAGUGCACCAAUCAUCAGUGGUGAAAGGCUUGCCGAUACCUUUUGUACUUAAUUUGUACUAUAUAUACGUUGUCACAGAGAGCUGCACAGCGAAAUGGAGUGAAGGACAAGAAAUGGGGGGCUGUGACCUACUGUUUUGUCAGACUUUAACUGAUGAUAUACUGUACAAAUCGAAAACUGGCUGACAACUUUGGCCUUUUUUUCGUCUUCGUUUUUUAUGGGUUGAGAAUUACAGCUCGCUGGAGGAAUUGACUGGCUGACAACUUUUACAGAUGGAUUUGUCCUUCUUGUUUUGGGCUGAGAAUGACAGCAAGCAGUUGAAAGGGUAGAGAUCCGGUGGAAAUCUUCGGCAAAUCGUGAAGACAGAUGAUGAUGUCUCCUCGUUCGCUAAGCAGAUGGCUGACAAGGGGGUUCGGCAGGAAGUGAGCAGCUGCAUCAUAUGCUGACAGGAAUGUGAUCGCAGUUGGCGGUUGAAAGGCAAGAAAUCUGCCGGAAAUCUUCAGCACAUCGUAAAGACAGGUGAUGAUGUCUCCUGGUUCGCUAGCAGAUGGUGGAUAAGGGGGUCGCCAGGAAGUGAGCAGCGGCGUCAUAUGCUGACAGGAAUGUGAUCGCAGUUGGCGGUUGAAAAGGAAGAGAUCUGUCGGAAAUCUUCUGCACAUCUUGAAGACAGAUGAUGAUGACUCCUCAUUCGCUAAGCAGAUGGUGGACAAGGGUGGUGGGAAGCUAUUGAGCGACUGCGUCAUAUGCUGAUGAUCGCAGUUGGCCUCUGAGGGUGGCGGUGGAGGUCCUGCAAGAGGUUGUUGCCUGGGGUGGAAAACCUUGGUAAAAAUCGUUAACCGAGGCGAAUGUACCUAUUAAUGUGUAUCAUACUGUGUUCAUUAUGUGGUAAACAAGAAGUGUCCGCGUGGCUCGCCCGUGUGAAAAAAGAGUAUGGUCGAUGAGAAGUUCAGUGGGAGAGGGAGGAUAAGGGCAGGUGUGGGAUAAAAAAUGUAACAGGAAACCACACAGUUCAAGGUGAUGUCUGAGGGCAGUAAUGGAUGGUCUGAGGCAGUUAUCUGACCUGCAUUCGAGCAUAAUAGGUAAGUAAGGCCAGACAAAUAAGGAACCCUUGUUUCAGCUGGGGAAGAAAAUUAGGAAAUCAAGAAGGUGAAGCAAGCGAAGGGAAGGAAUUUGGAAAAAGGACAGCUGACCUGGACCAUGAUUGUUAUCGAGUUUGGAAAUGCCAGAGUAACAGUGAAUGACAAUGAUGAGGAGCAAUUCUUUUGCACAGAAAAGGAAGGUGGACCAGCACCACUUCAGUCACACAAAACGAGGAGUAGGGAAAAUAAACUAACCAUAAGGAGAAGGCGGCGUUGGGUAUUCUUAGGAUGUAUGGCUUCAGAACCGGUAGUAAAAAAGUUUGCAUGUGUCCGAAAUAAAUACAGCAUUGCCUAGUGCACGUUGGGAAUAUGUGUCUGAGGGACUGACAAAGAAAUGAAUAUUGUGGAAGGGUGGCCCCCAAAAUGUAUACAUAGGAACAGGGACGCAAAAUUGCCAAAAGCAGACAUGAAUGGAAGGCAUUUUUGGUAUCAUUCCACGAUAAAUUAAAACGUAACAA